AUGCAGGCGGCAGUGGGCUCGAAGUCCGUCAUGUGUGGCGCAGCGCUGGCUGCCCCCGCCCCGCGCGUCGCCCGCGGCGGGUACCAGCGCAUGGAGGUGGUCAUGAUGGCGAAGAGGCGUAACGCGAAGAAGGAGAAGCGCCAGCGGAACAAGGAGGCUGCCCGGAAGUACAAGAAGGCGUCCAACAAGGGCCGCAGGAACUUUGGUGGGCCGGAGACGGAGAACCAGGGGGCCGGGUGGGUGUCGCCGUUCCUCUACACCCCAGAAGAGCUCGCGCAGUCGCUCGAGUGA
Molecule: messenger RNA, 291 nt
Organism: Pedinophyceae sp. YPF-701
Lineage: Eukaryota; Viridiplantae; Chlorophyta; Pedinophyceae
Source: the annotation of a GenBank genome assembly